Lathyrus oleraceus (garden pea) is the source of this 1972-nucleotide messenger RNA. Its product is annotated as probable polygalacturonase. Gene Ontology annotation, molecular function: polygalacturonase activity. The coding region runs from base 202 to 1563 and encodes 453 amino acids. Gene Ontology annotation, biological process: carbohydrate metabolic process. The record is from RefSeq and is a predicted model, not a curated record. Lineage: Eukaryota; Viridiplantae; Streptophyta; Magnoliopsida; Fabales; Fabaceae. The transcript has 6 exons.
CAUUUUUACAUAUAGGUAGAUUAAUUCUUAUUCUUAUAAUAAUACUCUCAAAAACUGCAUAAAGCUGUUUCUUUUCCUCUUCUUCUUCCUUCUUUUCUCUCUCUGCAAUUUUUUUUUCAGUUACUUAUUUUUUCGUUGGCACUAGCGCUAGUUCUUGUCUUCUUUAGUCUCUGACCCUUUUGCCAGCUUUGACCUUAGAAGAUGCUUGUGGCAUUGCUCUUGCUUUUGGCAUUGAGCAAUGCCUCGAAAGUUUAUGGAGAUUUCGAGCAGUGUGGUUUGAAUCCGAAAUUGGAUCCUAGACCACACACUGUCUCGAUUUUGGAGUUCGGUGCGGUUGGUGAUGGUAAGACACUGAAUACACUUGCGUUACAGAAUGCAAUUUUCUAUGUCAAGUCAUUCGCUGAUAAGGGCGGUGCUCAGCUCUAUGUGCCACCGGGAAAAUGGCUCACCGGAAGUUUCAAUCUUACCAGCCAUCUCACCCUCUUUUUAGAGAAAGGCGCUGUCAUUAUUGGAUCUCAGGAUCCAUCUCAUUGGGAUGUUGUUGAACCUUUACCUUCGUAUGGGCGAGGGAAAGAUGUUCCUGAAGGAAGAUACAAGAGUUUAAUCAACGGUUACAAGUUGGAGGAUGUGGUUAUAACAGGAAAUAACGGAACCAUUGACGGCAUGGGAUCGGUUUGGUGGGAAUGGUAUAAUUCUCACUCGCUCAACCAUAGUCGUCCUCAUUUGGUAGAAAUUAUAUCAUCCAAUUCUGUCGUAGUUUCAAAUCUUACAUUCUUGAAUGCUCCAGCAUAUAGCAUUCACCCGGUUUAUUGCAGCAAUGUACAUAUUCAAAAUGUUUCAAUCUCCACUCCACCAGAAUCCCCUUAUACCGCCGGUAUAGUACCAGAUUCUUCUGAUAAUGUUUGUAUAGAAGAUAGUAAUGUAUCCAUUGGCUAUGAUGCAAUAUCUCUCAAAAGUGGCUGGGAUCAGUACGGCAUAACCUAUGGAAGACCGGCCGAGAAAAUACACAUAAGAAGGGUUCAUCUUCACGCAUUUUCCGGCUCUGCUAUUUCAUUCGGUACUGAAAUGUCAGGUGGAAUUUCAAACGUUCUAAUCAAGCAUGUUCACAUUUUCAACUCGAAUAGCGGCAUUGAGUUCAGAACAAUCAAAGGAAGAGGCGGUUACGUUAAACAAAUCGUCAUAUCCAACAUCAAAAUGGAAAAUGUUCAUACAGCAAUUUCAGCCAAAGGAAAUUGUGGUUCUCACCCCGACGACAAAUUCGAUCCAAAAGCACUUCCACUUUUGAAUCACAUUACUUUGAAGGAUAUUAUCGGAACAAAUAUCACAAUUGCUGGAAACUUUAGCGGCAUCGAAGAAUCACCCUUCACCGAUAUCUGCCUUUCAAACAUAACAUUGUCCACAAAUUCGGUUUCUUCCACUACAUGGGAAUGUUCAAAUGUCUCCGGAUUUUCAGACUCAGUGCUCCCUAAACCUUGUCAAGAACUCAGUAAACCUUCAAACUCUUCUUCCUCGUCGUGUUUCUAUCUCAUGAGUCUCGGUGAACAAAAAUCUGCAGGGCUUUAAUAAAUCAUUAUGAAAACACCGAAUUUGGCGCAAGUGGUUGGUGCACAGUGUUGUAAAUUCUGAAGUACCGAGUUCGAUUUCUGCUAAACAAAAAAAUGAAAAAGUGAAUCGCAUCGCCGUUUGCCAUCCGAGAAUAGUCUACAUUCUUUCCAAAAUAAGACAGUUCAUUUUGUUUCUUCCAUUCCUUAGAUUUGAAUUCUCUUGCAUAUUCCCAAAUAGGUCAUUAUUUGUACAGCUUCAUUUCUAUUUCUUCAUUCAUGUGUAAUGAAAUUUUGGUAGUGCCUUUACAAAAGGACUCAAAAUGUGAUAGUUUACAUUUUUGCAUUAGUUUCAUUGUUAUUUAAUUUCACUGUAAAGCAUGUAGUGGAUUUGGUGAUACUUCAAUUAAAGAAAGUUCAAUUUUAAGUAA